AUGACAAAAAAGUUACAAAGAGACCGUUCUGCUUUAGAUAUUGAAUCUAGUAAACAAGUUGAUUAUCUUAAAGACGAAGUUGCAUAUAGGCUUGUUGAUAGAUUGUUGGAUAUUAAGCGAAAGUAUGAUACAAUUGUUGAUUUAGGUUGCGGAUGUGGGCAUGUAGUAAAACAUAUAGAUCAAGAUAUAACAAAAAAAUUGUUGAUGUGUGACAUGUCAGAGAAAAUGCUAGAAAGGGAUAAAAAUAUGAAAUUUGAUGUUGAAGUUGAACGAAUUGUAGUAGAUGAGGAAUUACUCCCAUUCGCGGAGAAUUCUGUGGAAGCUGUAAUAAGUAAUCUUUCAUUACAUUGGGUAAACGAUUUGCCAGGUACAAUGAUUCAAAUUCAAAGAUCUUUGAAACCGGAUGGUUUAUUUCUAGCUUCGAUGUUUAGUGGUGACACUUUAUUUGAACUCAGGACAUCGUUGCAAUUGGCAGAAUUGGAACGUGAACAGGGCGUUUCUCCGCGAGUUUCCCCAAUGAUAGAUAUUCGUGAUGUUGGAAGUUUACUUGCUCGCGCAGGAUUUACUUUAACGACAAUAGACGUUGAUGAUAUUAUAGUAAACUAUCCUACAAUGUUUGAGUUAAUAAAAGAUUUAAAAGCGAUGGGUGAAAGCAAUGCUGUAUUGGCAAGGAGACCGUUUUUGAAAAGAGAUACACUUUUAGCUGCUGCUGCAAUUUAUAAAGAUCUUCAUGGAAAUUCGGACGGCACCAUACCUGCAACUUUUCAGAUCGGGUGGAAGCCUGAUGUUUCACAAUCAAAACCAAAACCUAGAGGUUCCGCUACAAUGUCAUUAAAAGACAUGUUAGAAAAAUAA
Cetraspora pellucida is the source of this 855-nucleotide messenger RNA. Lineage: Eukaryota; Fungi; Glomeromycota; Glomeromycetes; Diversisporales; Gigasporaceae. The record is from the annotation of a GenBank genome assembly.